Molecule: messenger RNA, 3475 nt
Organism: Trematosphaeria pertusa
Lineage: Eukaryota; Fungi; Ascomycota; Dothideomycetes; Pleosporales; Trematosphaeriaceae
Product: actin-like ATPase domain-containing protein
Exons: 2
Coding region: 220-3357 (1045 amino acids)
Biological process (GO): negative regulation of hypoxia-induced intrinsic apoptotic signaling pathway; endoplasmic reticulum unfolded protein response; cellular response to hypoxia
Cellular component (GO): endoplasmic reticulum chaperone complex
Molecular function (GO): ATP-dependent protein folding chaperone; ATP binding
Source: RefSeq, a predicted model, not a curated record
CAUCUCUUAAAGUUUCCCAUGCAGCAUCCUCACCACUUUCACGCCCUCAUGCACCUUUCCAUUCUGCUCCUGGGAUAAAUUUCCCUUUCCUUUCUUUAUCUUAACCCCAAGUUCGUUCUAACGAUACCCCCGCUUUCGACGACAACCCGACUCGCGCGCAUCCCACCUUUCGACGUGGUCUACCUCGAAUCAGCAGCGCCUCGAAAUUCCUCACCCACAAUGGCUCCCCCCGGCCGCCGGAGACUCAAUCUCUCCCCCGCGACGCUCCUCCUCGGCCUCAUCCUCCUCUUCUCCUCGACCGCCUCCGCCGCGUCCGCAGUCCUAGGGAUCGACCUAGGAACCGAGUACAUCAAAGCCGCACUCGUUAAGCCCGGAAUCCCUCUCGAGAUUGUCCUCACCAAAGACUCGAAACGAAAAGAGACCUCCGCCGUCGCUUUCAAGCCCUCGAAAAGCGGACCGCUCCCCGUGGGCUCGUUCCCCGAGCGCUUCUACGGUUCCGAUGCUGUCGCGCUUGCGGCCAGGUUUCCCGGCGAUGUAUACCCGAAUCUGAAGCAGUUGCUGGGUGUGCCCAGUGAGGGCGAUGCGGUCAAUGUGUAUACGGAGAGGUAUCCUGCGCUGCGGGUUACGGGCACGGAGGGGCGCAAGACGGUUAGCCUGAAGAGCGGUGUCUUUGCUGAGGAGGAGAAACCCUUCUCGGUUGAGGAGCUGCUGGCGAUGGAGCUGAAGAAUGUGAAGGAUAACGCGAAGACACUGGCGGGCAAGGGCGCGGAUAUUUCAGAGGUCGUCUUCACCGUCCCGCCAUUCUAUACCGUCGAGGAGAGGCGCGCGCUGGAGGUUGCGGCGCGAUUGGCGGGCUUGAAGGUCCUCAGCAUCGUUAGCGACGGGCUUGCCGUCGGGAUCAACUAUGCCACGAGCAGGACGUUCCCCGUUGUCAACGAGGGGGGCAAACCGGAGAUCAACCUGGUGUUUGAUAUGGGUGCCGGAUCGGCAUCCGCGACUGUUCUCAAGUUCCAGGGACGGACUGUCAAGGAUGUGGGCAAGCAUAACAAGACAGUCCAGGAGGUUCAGGUUCUUGGAGCGGGCUGGGACAGGACCCUCGGCGGCGACGCGCUGAACGCUCUCCUGGUCAAAGACAUGAUCUCCUCCUUCGUCGAAGUUCCAGGCGCAAAGAGCGCAUCCAUCUCCGCAGACAAGGUCAAGGCCCAUGGACGCGCCGCAGCAAAGCUCUGGAAGGAGGCAGAGAAGGUCCGACAGAUUCUCAGCGCCAAUACCCAGACUUCUACAUUCUUCGAAAGCUUCUAUGAAGACAUCGACUUCCGCUACAAAGUCUCCCGCUCCCAGUUUGAGGAGCUCGCCACUGACUUUGCUACCCGCGUGGAAGGGCCCAUCGACCAGGCUCUCGAAGCGGCUGGUCUGAAGAUCUCCGACAUCGACUCGGUGAUCGUUCAUGGCGGAGCUUCGCGCACACUCUUUGUUCAGAGCCGCCUCGAGUCCCUCGUUGGCAAAGCGAAGAUCAAGACCAACGUCAACUCAGAUGAGGCUGCCGUGUUCGGUGCUGCUUUCAAGGCCGCUGGUCUCAGCCCAUCUUUCCGCGUCAAGGAGAUUCGCGACAGCGACACCCAGGGCUAUAACCACGGCAUCCAGUACAUGUUCAACAUGAAGGACCGUGAUCAGAAGGUCUUCACUCCCAGCACCAAGAUUGGCGCCACUAAGGACCUACCCUUCCAGAUGAUGGGCGAGUUCGAGUUCACCAUCUACCAGGCGGUCCCCGGAGCUUCCGGUGAUGUUGUCAAGCAACCCGUUCUCCACUUCACCAGCGGUAACUUGACAAGGGCAGUCACCAAGAUGAUUGACGGCGACGGCUGUGACCGUGAGACCUUCAACAACUACGUUCAAGUCAGGCUUAGCCCUAUCAUCGGUGUGCCUGAGGUGACUUCUGCGUGGGUCACUUGCGAGGCUGACGCGGAAGAGGCCAAGGGCGGCAUUGUCGACGGAGUUAAGAACUUCUUUGGUAUGGGCGACAAGAAAGACCAGCAACCUCUGAAGGAGGAUGAGGGCGCUUCCGAAUCCGCCACCGCUUCUUCAGAGUCCUCAUCAUCUUCCACUUCUUCGUCUUCGGCAGAGACUCCUUCUCCCGAGGCUGCGAAGUCUGGUCCUAAGAAGAAGACUGUGAGGUCUGCGAUUACGUAUUCGGUCACGCAGCAGGGUUACGAGAAGCAUCCUCGCAAAGAAUUCAAGCGGAUGCAGGACAGGCUCACUGCUUUUGAUGCAUCGGAUAAAUCCCGCCGCGUCCGCGAAGAGGUCCUGAACUCGCUCGAAGCCUUCACUUACCGUGCGCGCGAUUACUUAGAGGACGAAUCGUUUAUCGCUGCCUCUACCGCCAACGUUCGCUCAACCCUCGAAAAGAAGCUGAGCGCAGCAUCUGACUGGAUCUAUUCCGAAGGCCAUGAUGCGGCUGAAAACGUUCUAAAGACCAAGCUUAAGGAGCUCGAGGACAUCGUCAACCCAAUUCUGAAGCGUAAAGAUGAGGCCGUCAAGCGACCUGAUGCCAUCAAGGAGCUCCAGAGCCAUAUUGACGACGUGAAGAACGUAGUCGGCAUCGUGAAAGCGCAACUCGACGACCAGAAAGCUGCCAGCUCGAAGGCAGCUGAAGCGGCCAGCAAGUCUUCAGCAUCCACCCCACCAGCGUCCCCUUCUUCGGCGGAUCCAUUGGCCGAUUUAGAAGAAGACGAUAUGCUUAAGGCAUCCGCGUCGGAAGCUGCCGCCGAGCCCGAGACCACUGAGAUCCCAACCAUCUACACGGAUGAAGAUCUCAAGUUCAUCGAGGACACGCACAAGAAUGCGAGCAAGUGGCUCGAGGAGAUCCAGAACAAGCAGAAGAAGCUCAAAGAAUCUGACGACCCAGCGUUCACCACCAAAGACGUCAAAGACCAGACGGAAAAGCUCAAUAACGCCAUCAUGAACAUGAUGAUGAAGAAAGCCCGCUUCCUCAACGUACCCAAGCAACAAAAAGCCAGGGCCAAAGCCUCCAAACCCAAGAAGAAGGCCGACAAAAAGACCAAGAAGUCGAAGAAAGACGAGAAGGCCGCCGCAGAGGACAGGAAAGAGCCGACGCAAGAAGAGCUCGACGAAGCGCUGAGGAAGGCUGGUGUGAAAGGUGAGGGCAUCAAGCUCCAGAGCUUUGGGCAUCAGCAGGAGAUCCAGGAUGAGAAUGGCAGGAUUCUGACAAAGCUAGAUCUUGGAGAGGAUGCCACGGAGGAGGAUAUCAUGGCGGCUAUUGAUAAGGCGACAAAGGAAGGGAGGGAGAAGCUGGAGCGGGAGAAGGAGAAGGAGGCGAGGGAGCGAGAUGAGCUGUGAACAUGGCUGCUGAUGGACGAGCCCUUGAUUAAAGCGCGAUGAUGGGACCAUGUGUUUUUGAGCCAAACCAUGCUGUGAGCAUUUGUAGGAGUUUAUGAGAAUCAGAUCUCUCGCAUUU